UCCCCAAUCUCACCGGCCGCCGCUCCCUUCCCCAAUCCCCACCCCCACCUAGAAGAAACCGAAAGAUCCCGCCGGCGAGGAAAGCAGCAACUCGACAUGCAUGGCAAGCGUGAUCGCAGCAUUGGCGACGGCUGUCCUUCUGGCUUCACAGUUCAGAGCCGGAGGCAGGACAUAUGCUUUCUGCUUGAUCACAUCCAUGGUUUCUACAAGGCAGCGCUCGAUCGGCUUCCGGUUCCCUCGCUGGCCCCGCGGCUCCUAGAGGCCGGCAUGUGCAUCGGCUUCCUCGACCCAGUCUCCAACAUCAUCGCCAACACCAUCGCUUACAACCCCUCCCCAUCACCAUCGUCUACACCCCUUCGCCGAUCCGACGACGAGGAGGAGACGAGGGAGUCGAUCCUCUCCCAGAUCAUCACCGACACGAACGACAAAUUCGUCUUCCAAGUACCUCUUUCCCGGCACAAGGCCGGUGGUAUGACCAUCGCGCGGCGUUCGCUGGACGGUCUUGUGGCCUUCCUCACCUCCCACUACCGCUAUCUCGCCUGUUCGGAAGCCCUGCGCUACCUGAUCCUUGCCAAGGCCGACCUUCUCGUCGCCGUGCGGCUCAUCGAGCGAGAUCGUAAAAAGAAGCGCAACGACGAGCUUGCGUUCAGUACUGCAUCCCGUGCAACCAAGGUCGCCCUGGAAUGUGCCGCUGUGGCUGCGGGGCAUCCUAAACCAGGCGUGCUGGUGACAGCGUCAGUGAUUAUGGCCUCUCCCCAGGCCGACCGCACCGUGCUUCUUGCUGGACAAGACCCUAGCCUCGCCGAGUUUCUCAGGGACCCAUCACUGGAUCUAUGUGGCAAGGAGAAGAACAAGAAGAAGAGAAAGAAAAGGGAUCAGACAUCUACGCCCACAGAGUCCAUAGAGGGAAUUACGGCACAUAAUAAUAGGCUUGGGUCUCAAACCACAUUCAGAUACACACAGUCGUUGAAGCUGCUUCUCCUCGGCAAGAUCCAUGGGCUCUACCUGCAGGCACUUGCUAAGCUACCUCGGGAUGGCCUGCACAAGUUUCAACACUCACUCCUCAAGGGUGGAUAUUGCUAUGGCCCCAGGGAUCCUGUCUCCAACAUUAUCCUCAACACCAUCUGGUACGGCUCUACGUUCCCCACGCCUCCUGAGUACGAGCUACAAUUUAAGGUGCACAUGAUAUUGACAGACAUGCUUGCACGCAUCGAGUGUUGCUCCCUUUACGGCCUUGUGGCCUUCCUCCGCACCUGCUUCCCCUCUCUCACGGAGCACGAUGCUGUCUGGUAUCUGUUCAGCACCGAUGCUGAUGUCCGCAAGGCCAUCCGCAAGGCGAAAAAGCAUGGCCAUGCUCAAGAGGUGUGUCGGGACAGUUACCUCAAGAAUGCCUACAGGCAAGCUGCGGUCGCUUCAUGGCACUCUGACCCCGACGCGCUGGUGACAUUUGCCACGUCUUCCUUGAACAUGGAGUCCGCCGAGUUUCUAGCAAGUAUAUUGCAGCAGGGCACACUCACCGACGGCGAAGUUGAACGCAUUGCCAUGGCUCUGCCGCCUACCAAGUCCGAGGAGCAACUGAACCAGCUGGUGACCUCAAGCUCACAGGUCUUGAGCCAAAAACAGAUAAGGUUCAUUUCAGAGUUCCGGAUAAAAUUUUUGGACGACCAGAGCUUCUUUGUCAAAAAGGUCAAUGCGGUGUUGAGAAACUACUCUCAGCAACAUGGGGUGCACUAUGAACUUCACAUCAUUUGCGGCGUGAAUCCGAAAGUACCUGAAGGGCCGAGUCUUGGCCCCCCUAAGAGGAAUUUCAAAUAUGAGUACUCCCAUAUCAACUUUUUGGCAACUGCCAAGGCACCGAAUUCUGCUGUGACAGCUCCAGAAUUAUUCUUCGCUCAAUGUAGCAAUAGUAAUAAAGGGACGCGGGAUGGACCAUCCUGGUGCACACCUGUAUCCUAUUCCUGCAUAGAUAAUGUUCGAUGCUUCUCUUGUGAGUUUAACGGGUCAAAGAUUGUGCAUCCACAUGAUGAGGAGUAUUGUGGGUACUACAAGGAUUUCAUUCUAAUGGCUCAUAGCAAACAUGGCUUUAAGAAUGAUCAUGUUAUCAAUUACUACCAUUUUAAUGGCGAUAAGAUGGCCACCCUGACAGAAGAUUUUAUCUAUUUUGAUCCCAACAUGGACUCCAAGAUUGCAGAGAUGAAUCCAAUUUCUAGUGUGGCUAAGGAGUUGAGAGAAUGGGAGGGUAGAAUCUUCUGAAAUGCCUCUGCUUUUUAUUAUGCGACAUAACGUAUUAGCUUGAUAUGAUAUCUCUAGGUUAUCAAUUACUUCAUUCAUAUGAUCUAUUCGAAAUUGUGUGGAAAAGGAACCCUCUGUAAUAGUUGUGAAUUUUAACGUCUAAGCAUAUGGAGUGGUUGACAUAGUUCUCUAA
Lolium perenne is the source of this 2425-nucleotide messenger RNA. RefSeq lists its product as uncharacterized. The record is from RefSeq and is a predicted model, not a curated record. Lineage: Eukaryota; Viridiplantae; Streptophyta; Magnoliopsida; Poales; Poaceae.